UGUCUGUCUCGCCGCUCUCUUCUGGCUGGCUGGUAGAAUGGCAUGGCAAGGCCUAGCCCUGGAGAAGGAGCAACUGUGAACCCACAAAGCAAAUGGACAUCAAAGGCCAAUACUGGACUGAUGAUGAUUCUGAUGGAGACAAUGAGUCGGAAGAAUUCCUGUACGGAGUACAGGGGACCUGUGCGGCGGACCUGUAUCGCCACCCACAGUUGGACGCAGACAUCGAGGCGGUGAAGGAGCUGUACAGCGAGAAUUCCGUGUCAGUCCGAGAAUAUGGGACCAUUGACGACGUGGAUAUUGACCUGCAUAUCAAUAUCGGCUUUCUAGAUGAGGAGGUGGCGACAGCCUGGAAGGUCCUUCGGACCGAGCCCAUUGUCCUCCGGCUGCGGUUCUCCCUUUCCCAGUACCUGGAUGGCCCCGAACCGUCCAUCGAAGUUUUCCAGCCGUCCAACAAGGAAGGGUUUGGACUGGGCCUACAGCUGAAGAAGAUCCUGGGCAUGUUCACAUCCCAGCAAUGGAAACACCUCAGCAACGAUUUCCUCAAGACCCAGCAGGAGAAGCGGCACAGCUGGUUCAAGGCCAGCGGCACCAUCAAGAAGUUCCGGGCUGGCCUCAGUAUCUUCUCGCCCAUCCCCAAGUCUCCCAGCUUCCCCGUCAUCCAGGACUCCAUGCUGAAGGGCAAGCUCGGCGUGCCGGAGUUGCGGGUCAACCGUCUCGUGAACCGCUCCAUUUCCUGCACCAUGAAGAACCCCAAGGUGGAGGUGUUCGGCUACCCCCCCAGCACCCAGGCAGGUGUCGCCCCAUUCAACAUCCUGGUUGGCGGCCACUGCAAAAACAUUCCGACCUUGGAAUACGGCUUUCUGGUCCAGAUCAUGAAGUACGCGGAGCAGAGGAUCCCGACCCUGAACGAGUACUGCGUGGUGUGCGACGAACAGCAUGUCUUCCAGAACGGGUCCAUGCUGAAGCCGGCUGUGUGCACGAGAGAGCUCUGCGUCUUCUCCUUCUACACUCUGGGUGUGAUGUCCGGUGCGGCGGAGGAAGUGGCCACGGGAGCAGAGGUAGUGGACCUCCUAGUGGCCAUGUGCAGAGCGGCCUUGGAGUCUCCGCGCAAGAGCAUCAUCUUCGAGCCUUACCCCUCCGUUGUGGAUCCCAGUGAUCCCAAGACCCUUGCCUUCAACCCCAAGAAGAAGAACUACGAGCGAUUGCAGAAAGCCCUGGACAGCGUCAUGUCAAUCCGUGAAAUGACCCAAGGUUCCUACCUGGAGAUCAAGAAGCAAAUGGACAAGUUGGAUCCUCUGGCCCACCCUCUCCUUCAGUGGAUAAUCUCCAGCAACAGAUCCCACAUUGUCAAGCUACCUCUCAGCAGGCUGAAAUUUAUGCACACCUCACACCAGUUCCUCCUGCUGAGCAGCCCUCCCGCCAAGGAGGCCCGCUUCCGAACAGCCAAGAAGCUGUAUGGCAGCACCUUCGCCUUCCAUGGCUCUCACAUUGAGAACUGGCACUCCAUCCUGCGCAACGGGCUGGUCAACGCGUCCUACACCAAAUUGCAGCUGCACGGAGCAGCCUAUGGCAAAGGGAUCUAUUUGAGCCCCAUCUCCAGUAUUUCCUUUGGAUAUUCAGGGAUGGGGAAGGGACAGCAUCGGAUGCCCUCGAAGGACGAGCUGGUGCAGAGGUACAACCGGAUGAACACCAUCCCACAGACGCGAUCCAUCCAGUCCAGGUUCCUGCAGAGUCGCAAUUUAAACUGCAUCGCACUUUGUGAAGUGAUCACGUCGAAGGAUCUCCAGAAACACGGCAACAUCUGGGUCUGCCCGGUGUCUGACCAUGUCUGCACUCGCUUUUUCUUUGUGUAUGAGGAUGGCCAAGUCGGAGAUGCCAACAUCAAUACUCAGGACCCCAAAAUCCAAAAGGAGAUCAUGCGUGUGAUUGGCACUCAGGUCUAUACAAACUGAGGGGGGAAACUGAGCACCCCUUUCCUUCAGCAUGUGCCAGCGCUGCCCCUGCCUCCACAUGGGCAGAAUGGAUGCCAGGCGUUGGAGGCUACCGGAGAAGCGAUGAUCAC
Molecule: messenger RNA, 2062 nt
Organism: Gekko japonicus
Lineage: Eukaryota; Metazoa; Chordata; Lepidosauria; Squamata; Gekkonidae
Gene: PARP6
Product: poly(ADP-ribose) polymerase family member 6
Exons: 22
Coding region: 93-1952 (619 amino acids)
Biological process (GO): endoplasmic reticulum unfolded protein response
Cellular component (GO): membrane; nuclear envelope; intracellular anatomical structure
Molecular function (GO): protein serine/threonine kinase activator activity; NAD+ poly-ADP-ribosyltransferase activity; kinase binding
Source: RefSeq, a predicted model, not a curated record